This is a messenger RNA of Pochonia chlamydosporia 170, 885 nucleotides long. RefSeq lists its product as hypothetical. The coding region runs from base 1 to 885 and encodes 294 amino acids. The record is from RefSeq and is a predicted model, not a curated record. Lineage: Eukaryota; Fungi; Ascomycota; Sordariomycetes; Hypocreales; Clavicipitaceae. The transcript is spliced from 3 exons.
AUGCAAAGGCACCAAAUUGGUGGCCGAAGCAAUCGGGCCCCAAGGUCAGGCAUAAAGAACCAGAUCAUUUAUAUAAGCGAGGUACGUUGUGCCUUUUACGGAAACUCCACUGGAAGAGGAAUUUGGCUGGUUGUUGAACCAAACGCCAAACAGCACAGCAACAUUCAGAGGCUUGGCCUCAAUGUCAAGAAACUGGAAGAGUCCGCCUAUGAUGCUGUUUCACCAUUUUUUACGGACAAUGAAGCCAUUGCUAAGAAGAGGCCCUAUCUGAGCGAGAUCUUCAAACUGGCGAGGCAGGAAGAGCGCUUCAAGAGUGGUGAGAUUGGUGAGUGUAAGUUGGCAGACGAAUCCACCGAAAUAGAUGUUAUUGCCAAAGACACGGCCACCGGAAUUGACGUCUCUGAAGAUGGAGAUGCGCUUUUCGCUAACGAUGACGACGGCGGUGAAUAUGGAAACGUCCUGACUAGUGCCACACAACUCCCAGAAGUUCCAAUGCCAUUAACGAGGGCACCAACCCAAAUUUUCGGCGAAGGCCCAGACAAGGACGAGCCCUGCAUUCAAGAAACCUCUUUCAAUAGCGAUUUUUUCAGUCCGGGCAUGCUUCGAACAGAUAUGUCGUCCCAGCCAUAUCCAAUUGUUACCAGUGGCCUUGCGUUUAUAGAUCAAGAUACCGUCACAGCAUCCAACGCCGCCCUGACACUAGACGUGGCACCUAAUCCAUGUGACAAUAAUAGGCCACCGUCGCUGUCUGACAAAUAUAUUUGCCCUAGCGGUGGCAGCCAGUUCAAUCAACUUUGGCAACUAGCCGGUCAGGUUGGUCCGACGCAGUCGGGUAUGUAUGCAUACGCAUCCACAGAAGCCAACUGUUGGUUGCAGGGAUCCUAA